UCCUCAUCUUCGUACCUGCACUCUCUCUCUCUCUCUCUCCCUCUCUGCGUCAGCCAUGAGAAUGAGCUGCAACGGCUGCAGAGUCCUCCGCAAGGGCUGCAGCGACGACUGCAUCAUAAGGCCCUGCCUGCAAUGGAUCAAGUCCGCCGAUUCCCAGGCCAACGCCACCGUCUUCCUCGCCAAGUUCUACGGCCGUGCCGGCCUCAUCAACCUCAUCAAUGCCGGCCCUCCCCACCUCCGCCCCGCCGUUUUCAGGUCGCUGCUCUAUGAGGCCUGCGGUCGGAUCAUCAACCCCAUAUACGGGUCGGUCGGGCUGCUCUGGUCCGGCAACUGGGGCCAGUGCCAAGCGGCCGUCGACGCCGUCCUCAAGGGCUCCUCCCACAUUAUGCGACACCCUUCGCUGGAUUCGGGUUCGACCCCCGCCACGUCUCAGCCCUUACCUCCCCUCAAGGCCUACGACAUCCGCCACUUCCCCAAGGCUGGGGGCUCGCAAGACCUCCACAGGGUCCGGGCCCGGAACCCGUUUAAGCGCCCCAGGCUCGACGCCGACCCUAAGCCGGACGGCGGGCUUUAUCCGGAGGCGAGCUACACGACGUCGCCAGAGGACGACAGCGUGUUCUCCGUGGAGACUCUGGAGGCUGAACCCGAGGGCGGGUCCCAACCGAGCCGGAGUUUGGCGAUCGAUGGCCAAGAUCGUGAGAGUGAUGACGAUCGGAUUGGGUUGGAGCUCACUCUGGGUGUGGCUCAGAGUCAACAACAGAGCGUCUCAUGCAAAUCUGAGGCUCAUUAUGGUCAUCACUUGUGAAUGAGAGUUGCCAAGAAAAGAGAAGGAGAGAGAGAGAGAGAGAGAGAGAGAGAGAGAGAGAGAGAGAGAGAGAGAGAGAGAGAGAGAGAGAGAGAGAGAGAGAGAGAGGGGUUUUUUGAGGAUUGGAAUGGACAUGAUCAUCAUCAGACUUGAAUCAGCGUAGUUGAUGUCUUAAUGUUGAUUCAUUUCCUGUUCCUUUUUUCCUUUUUUCAUUUUCGCUACCUUUAAAAGUGUGGUUUCACGGUGUUGGGUGGGGACUUAAGUGUGAAAAUGUAGUGCGCGCACACAGAGACAAAGACCUAUACACAGAGAGGAGAGACAAAUAUAUGUACUCAUGCUUUUGCUGGUCAUUUACAGGGGUCGAUGAA
Syzygium oleosum is the source of this 1173-nucleotide messenger RNA. Its product is annotated as LOB domain-containing protein 42-like. Gene Ontology annotation, biological process: regulation of gene expression. The record is from RefSeq and is a predicted model, not a curated record. The transcript is spliced from 2 exons. Lineage: Eukaryota; Viridiplantae; Streptophyta; Magnoliopsida; Myrtales; Myrtaceae. The coding region runs from base 56 to 805 and encodes 249 amino acids.